CAAGGCAGCUACUCGGAAUAAGAGUCAGGCAGGGGACAUAACGUUAGGAGCAUUUUCGGAGGGGUUAGGAGACAUUUCUGAUAUGGCGGCCGCAGAGCAGUGGCUUCUUAUGUACCUGUCUUUGUUUUCCCUCAAGGAGUGGACUUUAGCUUUUAAUUUGGAUACGGAAAAUGUCAUUAAGAAAACCGGAGAACACUCCAGCCUGUUUGGUUUUUCCCUUGCUAUGCACCAGCAGCUAGUACCAUCAGAUGAAAUAAUGUUACUGGUUGGUGCUCCGAAAGCAAAAGGAUUUCCAGAGCAAAAAGCUAAAGUAACAGGAGGAUUAUACAAAUGCCCUGUUACAGAUCGAGAAAAAGACUGUGAGCGUGCCAUUUUUGACAAUGAUGUUGACGUAUCGCAGGAAAGCAAAGAUAAUCAAUGGAUGGGUGUAUCUGUGGAAAGCCAGGGUAUAGGAGGAAAGGUUAUGGUUUGCGCACAUCGAUAUGAGCAAAGGCGACUUGUGAAUAAGCCGGAGGAGUCUCGUGAUGUGACUGGACAGUGCUACAUUUUGAGCCAGGAUCUAGUAUUCCGAGAAGAUGAAACUGAUAUAAAUGUGAAACUUUGUGCUGGGCGACCCCAAGGUCAUGAAAAGUUUGGUAUCUGUCAGCAAGGUGUUGCUAGUGCUUUCACCAAGGGCGCUAAUUAUUCUGUGUAUGGAGCUCCAGGUGCCUACAAUUGGAAAGGAAUUGUGCAUGUAGAAUCCAGAGAUAUUGAGGAAAUUAAUUUUGACGAUGGACCCUAUGAAGUUGGUGAUGAAAAUAUCAGGGAUGAAAAAAUGGUACCUGUUCCUGCUAACAGCUAUUUAGGCUUCUCUUUGGACUCGGGCAAGGGAAUAACAUCUCAAGACACAUUGACCAUUGUAUCGGGUGCACCAAGAGCUAACCACACUGGAGCUGUUCUUUUCCUAAAGAUGGAGAAAUCAACACGAAACUUAAUGACUGAAUACAUCCUGAAUGGAGAAGGACUAGCAUCAUCGUUUGGAUAUGAUAUUGCUGUGGUGGAUCUUAAUAGAGACAGGUGGCUGGAUCUUGUGGUUGGUGCACCACAGUUCUUUGAUAGAGAAGCAGAAAUUGGUGGUGCUGCAUAUGUUUAUAUCAAUGAAAAGGGGGACUGGAAUAAGGCAAAUCUUAUUCGAUUAAAUGGUACCAAGGACUCCAUGUUCGGAUUGGCUGUUGAAAAUAUAGGUGACAUUAACCAGGAUGGAUAUCCAGAUAUUGCUGUUGGAGCGCCAUAUGAUAACAAAGGCAAAGUUUUCAUAUACCAUGGAUCUGGUUCUGGAAUAAAUACAAAACCAGCACAGAUCCUUGAGGCGAAAGAUUCUUCUGUCAAUCACUUUGGCUACUCUCUUGCGGGCAACAUGGAUCUAGAUGGGAACGGCUAUCCUGACGUGGCUGUUGGAUCACUUAGUGAUGCAGUCUUUAUGUACAGGGCCCGGCCUGUUAUAAAAAUUGAGAAAAGUGUUACUACUGAACCCAAGGAUAUUGAUAUUAAUAAAAAUAAUUGCCCUAAUCGCCAAGGAAUUUGUGUGACUGUACGGGCAUGCUUUAAGUACACAGCUUACUUCAAAGAUUUCAAUCCCAAGAUAAAUGUGGGCUACCGGCUUGAAGCUGACACUGAAAGAAAGAAACUGGGUCUGCAAUCAAGAGUCUUCUUUAUUGGUCAAGGGAAUGAACAGGAAAAUCAGUUCUUGGGCAAUAUUGAAUUAGAAGCCCAAAACAAAGAGAAGUGUAUCGUUCAACACUUGAAGUUUCAGGACAAUAUCAAAGAUAAACUGCGCCCUGUUCCCAUAUCAGUUGGAGUGGAGAUCAAACAGUCUCGGCGCAAGAAAAGGCAGAAUUCUAACUUAAUCGACUUGCCUCCUGUCCUCGAUCAGAGUGAGCCUUUGGUUACACAGCUCCAGUUUAUGAAGGAAGGUUGUGGGGAUGACAAUAUUUGCCAGAGUAAUCUUCAAUUAAAGUACCGGUUUGGCUCCAGGAUUGAAAAACAACAGGAUAAAUUUGAUCCUUUACUUAUGGAGGAUAAUGUACCAGUAUUUAAAUUAAGUGACCAGAACGAUAUCGUACUGGAAAUAACCGUUUCUAACAAGCCAUCAGAUCCAAAAAACCAACACAAAGAUGGGGAUGAUGCACAUGAAGCUCACUUGAUUGCAACCUUUCCAGAUACAUUGACUUACUCUGCAUAUCGAGUAUCAACACUAAAUCAAGACAAAGUAUUAUGCACAGCUAAUCAGAAUGGGUCUCAAGCACAAUGUGAAUUGGGAAAUCCCUUAAAGAGAGGAUCAGAGGUUACUUUCCACUUGAUCAUGAGUACUGCUGGAAUUACACUGAACACCAGAAACCUUAGCAUCAAUUUACAGCUUGAAACGACCAGUGAACAGGUUAAUCGGUUAUCUGUCGCUACCGCUCGAGUAGUGAUUGAACUGCUUUUGUCUGUAGUUGGUGCUGCAAAACCAUCUCAGGUGUACUUUGGAGGUUCAGAAGUGGGUGAGAGUGCUAUGAAGACUGAGGAGGAUAUUGGAAGUUUGAUUCAGUACGAGUUCAGGAUUAUUAAUUUAGGAAGAUCACUUAAAACUUUGGAUGAUGCUUGGCUACAAAUCAUGUGGCCAAAGGAGAUCUACAAUGGAAAAUGGCUACUCUAUUUGAUGAAAAUGAACUCAAAGGGCAUAAAUUAUGCAUCCUGUCAGCCUCAAGAUGAAAUUAACAAACUAAAUUUAAAGGAACUUCCAAUUCAAACAAGAAAGAGAAGAGAACUUGAGGGCAAUGAAAACAAUCCAGGAUUGAUUUCUUCCUUCCUCUCUGAUAAAAGAAAGUAUAUAACUCUGGAAUGUGGUCAGAGUGCUAAAUGUGUUAAUAUAAAGUGUCCCCUCAGUGGUCUUGAUAGCAAUGCAUUCCUGGUCUUGCAUUCACGACUAUGGAACACUACUUUCCUGGAGGAAUUUUCCAAACUGAACUAUCUUGACAUCAUUGUUAAAGCCAUGAUAAGUGUUGAAUCUAAGGCCAAAAACAUUGUGGUUAAGAAUUCAGAAACUAAGGUACGGGUUACAGUAUUUCCUGAAAAAACAGUGAGCCAUUAUUUUGGAAUUCCUUGGUGGAUCAUUUUUGUUGCUAUCCUGGUUGGAAUUUUGUUAUUGGCACUUUUAAUAUUUUUAUUAUGGAAGUGUGGAUUUUUUAAACGUUCCCGUUAUGAAGAUAGUGUUCCACGGUACCAUGCAGUUCGAAUCCGAAAGGAGCGACAACCCUUUCAGGAUGAAAAAUUAAGCAAGAAACAAAACAAGAAACAAUGGAUGACAACCUGGCAGGAAAAUGAGAGUUACUCCUAAGAAUUUUUUCCCCCCAAGAAUGCUUGAAACUAAUUGAAUUUAGAACUCCAAAGCAACUCCAUCCAUUUUUGGUACUGCAUGAUUGUGCAUUGGGUUCUCUUCAAUUGAGGAUGCUUGUUGGUAAUGCAGAGUCUUCUGCUCUGCAUAUGUAUCUCAGUGUGUUUUAUCCUUUACAUCCAGAAUACCACUUUGUGUAUAUGGCUUUUUAGGACUGUGUUUCAAGGUUUGGUGCUGAAGAUGUGCCUUACAGACCAAGUGUGCAGCAGUCUUGGAUUGGAUUAGUGUCUGCUUCAGAACAUGGGUGUGAAAACCACUUCCAAUUAUUUCAAUAACAUUUUGGCUUUGGCCUUUUUUAAUUGGUCAAAUGUAGCAGACUAUUAAUUUUUUAAAUGGCCAGGACCCAGGUUAAAUGAGCAGAAAUAUAGUCCAGAGCAUGAAAAAUGAAUUGUACAGUUUUAUAAAUAGUUAUAUAUUUUAGAAUGUCCUGGUAUUUAUUUUGUCAUAAAAUGUUGUCCUUUUUUUUAAUUAGUAGGGCAUGGAUUUCCCUUCAAGGAGGGAAAAAAGUAUUUUGAAUGUAGAAAUGGACUACAUAAGCCUCUAUUCAAUAUUUUAGUCAAGAUAUAGACUUGAAUUAAUUGGGUGUAAAUAUCUUGAAGAAAAGCUAUUUGUUUAUAUUUAGCUUUAUUCAGAAUAAUUUUAUUCGCCACAUGCUACUGAAAAAGGGAGGCAAAGAUUUAAUGUACUCUUGCAGCUUGUUAAACUGGAUACUGUAUUGCAUUUUGUCCAAAAAAAGCAAUUGCUACUUUUCAUUACCAGAGGUCAAAUGUUCCUGUACUAUAAAAGUUAAGAAUGCUGUAAUAAUAAAUUUAUGUACAUAUUUACUUUGCAAAGGAAAGUAUGUAGAUGGAGUUAGCCAUCUGUAACACAACAGAUUUCAGUUAGUAUAAAAGUAUUUUGUGCCUGAGAGCAUGAAGGUGGUGACUAAUGGUGUCUAUUAUAUUGGAGGAGGGAAAGGGAGUGCCAGCCAGUUACAGGUACUAACCGAGAUAUUAUAGAAGAAUAGUACUUAGCAAAACUUACUGGGAAGGAGGUAUCUAUGCCUAUAUCACAGGGACUUUGCAAUACCCACUGAUGAGGGUGGAGAGGUUUGUCUUUCAGUCAAUAGCCAACUUUUUUUUCCUUGGACAAGUGCUGUACUCUGGGUGUGGCUUCUAGACUGCUUGUUUUAUUUUGCGAAUAAUACAUCAUCCUAGAACAUCAUCUAUGCUGUCCAUUCAGUAUUAUGUUAUCUUAAUAUUCCAGCAUUAUGCACAAGUUAUAAUUGAUGCAUGAGUAUUUACACACUAUCUGAAUGAUAAAAUGUAAAUUAUCUUUGUCCUGACCUAUAGAUUCCAUAUUUGAAUCCUUUUCCAAAACCAGUAGUGUACUUCAAUAGAUAAAUCUGAUAAGGAAGACUUUGAUGUUUGAACUAGUUUUUCUUCACCAAUAAUAUUCUGUGAAGAAGUUCCUCUACUUAAAUUACAUUUCUUCUUUUAAUGACAAGUUUUACCAUUAAUAACAAAGAGACUGAGGUAAUCAUUUGGCACACUAUUUUCUAAAAUGCAGUUUGGAUUUUCCAGUAUCCUUAUAACAUCAUUCUGUAAUGAUAAUACUUUUUUCUGCAAUUUCAUUUUAAGUUAAGUUUAUAAAUUCAAGUGAUACUGGAUUCAUUUUUUUAAUUGUCCUUUGUCUCAUUUUGCACAGUUGUAGGUAUUUCUUCAUACCAGAUAUUUACAUUCAUUUUUAUAUUAGUGGAUUCAAGGGAAGUAUUAAUUUUAAAAAAAUUUAAAAAUUGUACACUCCAGAACUAAAUAUCUUCAAUAUUUGCUGGUUGAUUGAUUCAGCCCCACACCCUAACCCACUGACAAAUGGUUUCUUGAAAAUUGUGUUUCUAUUUUCAUCAAACAAUUUCAUUUGGUGAUUAUUUUUAAAAAUGUGGUUAUUUGAUUUGUAGCAGAACAAAUAAGGCUCUAUCUUGCUAUUUAUCAAGUAAGCAUAAGAGAGCAUACAAGUAUUUCAAAACUUUGAAAAAUUAUUUUUUUUAAAGUUGAUUUUCAAUUAUUAUCUUGAUUACUGCAGGAAGAAGAUACACAUUUGAACCUUAAGUUUUCAUAAAUCUGCUUUUACAAUUUAAAUCAUGGAUGCAAGUAAUUUUAGCUUUCUCCACCUGGGAUUUUAUUUGGGAUUUUAAAAUUGUCAGUCAAAUUAUUUUUCAUUUUCCUCUGGUUCACUUCUCUUUGCUGAGGUAUAGUUUCAUUAUAGCUAGUCAACUUCCAUGAAGUAUUUGGGCAUUUCUUAUGUGCUCUAACAUGACAGCCUCUCUGAUGGAGUGUGGGAAGGAACUGCUGGGAGGGGAAGGUGGAAUAGGAUGACAAUAGUUAAACCUGUUCCCACCUGUGGCUGACAUGUAUGUUUUCCACCAUGGGUCAAGGCAAAUGAAUGUGAACUGGUAUCAUUUUCCCUUUCCUGAUCCUGGGAAACCGAAGUCAAUUAAGCAUGAUGAGCACUGACCAAAAUUGGACAAACAGCUGCAGGCCUCAACUUAGUACGAAACUUACCAAAAAAUAAUUUUAAUAAGUUUCUUAAAAAUUUUUAAUAUAAAAAAUAAAACUCCUGCAAUUUCCAAAAGACACUGAUGUGGCUAAUCAUUGCAGAAAUAUAAAUAAUUUGCUAAUUAUUUCCAUCCUUGCUCAAAAAAUUUUUUUCUCUCUCUAUAUACACACACACCACCAGUAAGCUCAACUUUUGAAUGGUUCAGUUCUUCGGCUGCAAAGGGUGCUAGCCUGCAACUUCAAGUUCAAAAUUUGCUCUGUAUGUUGCAUUGUUUCAGGGCAAUGUGAUUGUUAAACUUCCCAAACUGAGCUUUUUAAAAUUACCACAGCCUUACUGCUUGCAACAGACUAAUAUGGCAUUGCAUCUGUGAAUAUUAGUUUAUAAUGUUAUCUGUUUGAUCAUGGAUGAGCACAAAAUUCAACUUUGCCAAUUUCAGCAAACUUACAAAAAGGCCAUUUGUCCUUUUUUAAAAAACAAACUGAAAUAAAGUUUGGUGAAUGCA
This is a messenger RNA of Pristis pectinata (smalltooth sawfish), 6452 nucleotides long. RefSeq names its product integrin alpha-6-like. Gene Ontology annotation, molecular function: integrin binding. NCBI's taxonomy places the organism in Eukaryota, Metazoa, Chordata, Chondrichthyes, Rhinopristiformes, Pristidae. Gene Ontology annotation, biological process: cell adhesion mediated by integrin; leukocyte migration; cell-matrix adhesion. The record is from RefSeq and is a predicted model, not a curated record. Gene Ontology annotation, cellular component: integrin complex; external side of plasma membrane.